This is a messenger RNA of Lepus europaeus (European hare), 1612 nucleotides long. RefSeq names its product tumor protein p63 regulated 1 like (gene TPRG1L). Bases 30 to 848 code for a protein of 272 amino acids. NCBI's taxonomy places the organism in Eukaryota, Metazoa, Chordata, Mammalia, Lagomorpha, Leporidae. Gene Ontology annotation, cellular component: synaptic vesicle; cytoplasm. The record is from RefSeq and is a predicted model, not a curated record. The transcript is spliced from 5 exons.
CCCGGACGGGGCCGGGGGCGGGCGCGGCCAUGCUGCAGCUGCGGGACUCGGUGGACUCCGCGGGCACGAGCCCCACGGCCGUGCUGGCGGCCGGCGAGGAGGUCGGGGCGAGCGGCGGCCCGGGCGGGGGGCGCCCGGGGGCCGGCUCGCCUCUGCGCCAGACGCUGUGGCCGCUGAGCGUCCACGACCCCACGCGCCGCGCCCGCGUCAAGGAGUACUUCGUGUUCCGGCCCGGCACCAUCGAGCAGGCGGUGGAGGAGAUCCGCGUGGUGGUCCGGCCCGUGGAGGACGGCGACAUCCAGGGAGUGUGGCUGCUGACCGAGGUGGACCACUGGAACAACGAGAAGGAGCGGCUGGUGCUGGUCACGCAGCGGUCGCUGCUCGUCUGUAAGUACGACUUCGUCAGCCUGCAGUGCCAGCAGGUGGUCCGGGUGGCGCUCAGCGCGGUGGACACCAUCUCGUGGGGCGAGUUCCAGUUCCCCCCCAAGUCGCUCAACAGGCGAGAAGGCCUGGGGAUCCGAAUCCAGUGGGACAAGCAGAGUCGGCCAUCGUUCAUCAACAGGUGGAACCCCUGGUCCACCAACGUGCCGUACACCACCUUCAUAGAGCACCCGAUGGCCGGCGUGGACGAGAAGACGGCCUCCCUGUGCCAGCUGGAGAGCUUCAAGACGCUGCUCAUCCAGGCCGUGAAGGAGGCGCAGAGGCAGAGCCCGGUGCCCGGCCAGGGCAGCGGCGUGCUGGUGCUGGAGCGGCCGCUGCUCAUCGAGACCUACGUGGGGCUCAUGUCCUUCAUCAACAACGAGGCCAAGCUGGGCUACUCCAUGAGCCGCGGCAAGAUCGGCUUCUAGGCGGCCGCUCCCGGGCUGGGGGGCACGCGGGGACCCCGCAGCCGCAGGGAUCUAAGCGGGUUAGAGUGAGUGGGGUCUGUGCGUUUAGUCCAUGUUGGACGCUCGGCAACAGGAGCUACAGCAAAAGCCAAGGACCAGGCUGUCUGUGCUGCUGGGCCCGCCCCGCCCCCACGCGGCAUGCUGCCCCCUGCGACCCCUGCCGCCCACGCCCGCCCACGCGCGCUUCAGCCCGGAGAGGAGCGGCCGCGCCUGCCCAGUGCCUGCAGUGCGAAUGUUUACAGUUGUGUCCGGUGUUGUAUUUUGGACUUCGUGCAUUUUGUGAGAGCUGAGCACAGAUGCGGCUGUGUCCCCGCCUCCCGGCUCCGCGGUGGGGACGCCGAAGUGCCCCGACAGCCGACAGCCGCAGGCCUCACAGGCACAGCUCUGUGCCGGCGUCUUGGUGGUGGUCUUGCUCAGCAGGGAGCCGGGCUUUGCUUUUCCAGAACGCUCUGUCCCUCAGGCCCUGGCACGGCCCCGCCCGCGGCUUGUGUGACCUCAGCGCCGGCCCCCAGCCUCCCCCGCUCCUCACGGUCUUGCGGCUUCACCCCGCACGCACGAGCCCAGCACGGGGGCCGCCGGAGGGCCCAGCCGGCGCUCACCGUCGUUCAGUAAAGAUGUUUGGAACCAAAUGGGCGCUGUUCCUUCUUUGACGUCACCGUCCGAGUGGCCGCGCUCCGCCCUGCACCAGCUGAACCCAGGGUGGGGUGUCCGGGGGUGCCCGGGGU